CACGGUCCAGCUGAUGCAAGGGGCGAGUUCGGCAGAAGCGAGCAGUCAUGACAGUUACGUCAGAGUGGUAGUAUAUAUCGUCCACACUCCAGUCCCGGGAAUUCAGUAUCCGUUCUCUCGAGUGUCGCGAGUGUUUAAGAGCGAGUCAUGAUGUGGUCGAGGACUUCCGCGUGGGUGUUUGUCAUUUUGGCAAUUUCCUUUCACACUUGCACGGCGAUUUGGUAUGGGAUUAAGAAGACCCCAAACGGAGACACAACUGCUGGUGAGAGGUGCUUCUGUCAGUUAAAAGGAGUAAUAGAUGACUGUUCCUGUUCUGUGGAGACUUUAGACAGCUUCAACAACCUGAAGCUGUAUCCACGCCUGAAUAGCCUCCUGCAGUAUGACUACUUCAGGUACUGGAAGGUGAACUUGAAAAAAGAAUGUCCUUUUUGGGAAGAUGACAGCAAGUGUGCCAUUCGUUACUGCAGUGUGAAGCCAUGUACUGAUCAAGAAGACUCAGAAAACGGCUCACAGGGUGAAGAAAAUAAUGUAGGGGAAUCAGAUGCAAGCAAUCGUGCCAGUUCAGACAAGAAGGUCCCAGAGGGUAUAAAGGGAGCUUCCAUAGACAAAAUUGAGAAGGAAAAGAAGGAAAAGUCCCACAUGGUGACUGGACAUUGUGAUGGAGAGAAUGACCUUGGAUACUUGAAUACUACUCUCAGCAAGGAAUCCAAAGUUGGUUUUAAGCGCUGGGCAGCCCAUGAUGAUGCACAGCUGAACUUUUGCAAAAUUGAUGACGACAGUUCUGAGGAUAGUGAAUAUGUUGAUCUAUUGCUGAAUCCUGAGCGGUACACAGGUUAUGCAGGACCUUCAGCACAUAGAAUAUGGAGAACAAUAUACCAAGAAAAUUGCUUUAAGCCAUCUAGGGCAAUUGGCCGUUACACAGACUUCAGUAGUAUUGGAGCCAAUGAUUUUCUGAAAGAAAUGUGCUUGGAAAAAAGAACAUUUUACAGAGCUAUUUCCGGUCUCCAUACCAGUAUCAACAUUCACCUGAGUGCUAACUACCUCCUGUCAGACCAGAAUGGCUUUGAAAUGUCAAAGGAUGGCCAGUGGGGUCCGAAUGUACAGGAAUUCCAGACGAGGUUUGACCCAGAACUAACUGGCGGAGAGGGAACCCACCGCCUGAAGAACCUCUACUUUGUAUACCUUCUUGAACUAAGAGCUUUAGCUAAAGCUGCACCAUACCUUGAAAGCUUAGAAUACUAAGGAAAUGAAAAUGAAGAUAAUGAUGUUUUAUCAAAGGCAGUUAAAGACUUAUUAACUGUUUUGUAACCAUUGUUUUGCAGGAGUUUUCCAGAGCACUUUGAUGAAAGCUCCAUGUUCUCUGGCGGCCAGCAUGCAGCUAAGUUGAAAGAGGAAUUUCGGCAACACUUUUGGAAUGUGUCUCGUAUUAUGGACUGCGUUGGAUGUGACAAGUGUCGUCUUUGGGGCAAGCUGCAGGUAACUGGCCUUGGUACAGCACUCAAGAUUCUGUUCUCAGGCAAUCUAGACCCAGAAGGUAACCAAAACUUAGAUCUUCCAGCCGUGAGACACACAAAGUUCCAGCUGUCUCGUAUUGAGAUUGUUGCUCUUAUCAAUGCCUUUGGUCGGUUGUCCAGCAGCAUCAUGGCGCUAGAGAACUUUCGGCAGAGCAUAACCAGAAGAUAAUGACAAGAUUGGCUACUCUGAGCUGAACUUCUGUGAUAUUUGUUAUAUGUUGCCCAAAUACAUAGUUGUAUGCUAGAUUAUGACAGGUGGGCUGCCAACUGCCAGUGGUAGCAUCAUAUAUUCAAAGAAGGAACAUGACAGAUGUAAGACAAGGUAAAUAAAAAAAAAAGAUGGAAAAAGAUGGUUUCAGUUCACAAGCUCGAGUUACAUAUUUUACUAGCUGUCAAAGAAUAACAAAUAUGUAUUUCAGGAAUCUGUGAAAUGUAUUUUGAGAUUAUGUCCAUUAGAGAAGAAAAAAGUUGGGAUUUCUAGGGUCUAUAAAGAUUUUGGGAGUAUGUUCUUUAAUGUAACUAGUUUUGAGGUAGUUAUCUUACAGAACUUGUGACUUGCAUUCAUUUUAAGCUGAAGCAUUAAAUGAGUGACAUUAUUGAAUAAUUAUUCAUGCUUCUGUGUUGUUUGAAACAAAGUUAUAACCAUCAGAACUGAAUCUAUAUUGAAUGGUUUAUUACAAUAUGAAUUUUUAUUACAUCUGUGUUUAACAUUUCUCAUUAAUUCAUAUACUUCUUAUUUUCUUCUAUGUUGUUUCCAUGCUCUUUCUUUUUCAUUCCCUCAUUACCCCUUUAGAUCAUGUUAAUCUCUGAGGGGUGUCUAGUUACAUAACACAACCUCAGACUGAUAAAGACUACAUAUUUAUUUCUUGCAUCAUCAAAUGUCACACCCUAGUAGUAGAGCCUUUAAAAGGGGACAAGUUUCAAGUCAUUUAUUUUGUGAUAUUUUUUCAUAUUAUGAAGUAUGUUUACAUCAUGCCCUAUCUGUCAUUUUGCCCACAUGGCUUUUCCUACUUACUUAUGGCAGGGUUUUGGUAUAUAGAAUUUUUUUUGCUGCUGAUGAUAAAUACUUAUUAUUAUUUAGAAUAAGAUGUCCAAUAAGAGUGAUCUAAAAUAUGCUAGGAUUCUCUAGCACAUUAAUCUAUCAACACUAAGAGAACAAACAAUAAGAAAAAAGUAUAUCAAUAGAUUACAGUGGUUAAAAGUUUACUUCUUUUUGGAAAUAUAUAUAGUUGAUGUACACACAUUUCUGACGGCAUUUUUCACAAACCAUCAACAUAUCCUUUAAAUUCAUGGGCUUCUUUACAUUUCUGUUCUUCCUGGUUUAGGUCAUAUGUUAAUUUUUUCUCUCUCUUCUGUAUUUUCUGAAUCAAGUGAAAGGAAGAUGAAUGUCUGUGAUUAGAGGUGUCAAUAUUUAAUAACUAUUGCAUUGCUGUUGUGAGUGUUCAACAAGCACAAGACUAAUUGUACAAGUCAUUGCAGUACGAUGCUGUUUUACAAUAUCAAAAAAUGUCUUUUGAAUACAGAAGAGAAUGCAUUUUCUAAAGAUCUGUAUCCCAGUGAACAUCCAACAAGUAACUUGUGGUUGUAUCAACAGCUGUAUCAGUGAUAGUUAUCAUGUGGCAGAAUUCAAUCAGAGAAUCUCAAAUGAGUUUCUUUCAUUUAUGGCUUUUUCCAAUCAGAAAUGCUUGAUUUGAUAUCAAUAAAUAUCAGUGGAUGAGUACAUGGCAUUAUAGAUUGAGUGACUCAAAAUGUACUUAAUUCAGAAGCAUCUUUAUAGAGUUGUGUAAUAUAUAAUGUAUGCACUGUGCACAAGAGGUGUUCAGAGCUCAAGAGAAAUAAGAAGUUCCUAUCUUAGAUGUUCUGUACACUUUCUUCUGAGACAUAGGCAUCUUUAUCACACAAAAAAUGGAGCACCUUGCCUUAAAAAAAAAAAAAAAAAAAAAAAA
Messenger RNA from Penaeus monodon (black tiger shrimp), 3460 nucleotides. RefSeq names its product ERO1-like protein alpha (gene Ero1L). NCBI's taxonomy places the organism in Eukaryota, Metazoa, Arthropoda, Malacostraca, Decapoda, Penaeidae. Gene Ontology annotation, cellular component: endoplasmic reticulum membrane; endoplasmic reticulum. The record is from RefSeq and is a predicted model, not a curated record. Gene Ontology annotation, biological process: protein folding in endoplasmic reticulum. Gene Ontology annotation, molecular function: thiol oxidase activity; protein-disulfide reductase activity; FAD binding.